CGCACAAAUCUACCUAUAAACCAUACAAAACCACCAGAAAUCGCCUUGAACCAUCUGUCACUCCAAAAAUGCCACCCUCAAAACCCGAACAGGCCAACAUGGCAGAAGGAAUUCCUAGCACCACACCUACAGCCUCGUCUUCAUCCUCAGCCUCGCGCCCCCAAUGCCUUCACAACCCUCAUGUCCCGCAAACGCCCCUCCACCACAUCCCCCACUUCGCAAUCGCAACCCCCUAAACGCGCCCCUCCCUCCCGCGACGGUCUGCUCGCCUACAUCACACACCCCUCCUCCUACCCCUCCACGCGCGUAAUCUACCACACGCCAUCCUUCGUCGCCAUCCACGACCUGUACCCGAAAUCCAGCGUCCACACACUGCUGCUCCCGCGCUCAGAAACACACAUGCUUAUGCACCCCUGCGACGCGUUUGACGAUGCGGAGUUCCUCGCGGGUGUGAAAGCUGAGGCUGCGAAGCUGAAGGUGUUGGUUGCGAGGGAGUUGAGGCGGGUGUAUGGACCUGGGUCGAAGGCGGAUGAGAAGAGAGAGAGAGUUUUGAAUGGGGAUGUUGAAGCGGAUGGGGAUGUGGAUGUGGAUGUAGAGUUACCACAAGGAAGGGAUUGGGAAAAAGAGGUCAUGGUGGGUGUUCAUGCUGGGCCUAGUAUGAAUCAUUUACACGUACAUGUCCUGAGCGUUGAUCGGUAUUCGGAGUGCUUGAAACAUCGGAAGCAUUAUAACAGUUUUGCGACGGGGUUCUUUGUGCCGUUGGAGGAGUUCCCGCUGGGCAGGGAAGAGGUAAGGAAAAGGUCGAAUACGAUUGGUGGGGAUAUGAAGUGUUGGAGGUGUGGGGAGAAUUUCGGGAAGAAGUUUAAGGAGUUAAAGGCGCAUUUGAAGGUGGAAUUUGAGGCAUGGAAGAGGGAAUGA
Lachnellula hyalina is the source of this 918-nucleotide messenger RNA. It is a transcript of the gene hnt3, whose product is annotated as Aprataxin-like protein. NCBI's taxonomy places the organism in Eukaryota, Fungi, Ascomycota, Leotiomycetes, Helotiales, Lachnaceae. The annotation marks the transcript as partial. Gene Ontology annotation, molecular function: single-strand break-containing DNA binding; double-stranded RNA binding; mismatched DNA binding. Gene Ontology annotation, biological process: single strand break repair; double-strand break repair. The transcript has 2 exons. Gene Ontology annotation, cellular component: nucleus. The record is from RefSeq and is a predicted model, not a curated record.